AUGUCAAUCGUUUCUGCCGUUUCAAGGGCGGCAUGGGAUGUCUCGAAGAGCGUAGUUGUUCCCAUUAAGCGUCAAUUCGGAUACGUGAUGUCCUCCAAGAGCUACGUCCGGGAUCUCCAGACGGAAGUCGAGAAUCUGCGGGACACGGUUGAGAGGGUCAGCAAUUCCGUGGAAGUGGCCAGAAACAAUCUUCGGCCGGUCUCCAGUGACGCCAGGAAGUGGCUUGCAAAUGCUGAGCAGGCCUUGAAGGCGGCGGACGACCUGUUGGUAGACUAUGAAAAGGGGAACAAGACUUGCUGCCGCGGGACUCUUCCCGACCUCAAUUGUCGCUAUCAGUUCAGCAGGAACGCCAAGGACAAGAUCCAGGUCAUUCGUGACCUACCUCCGCCUCCGCCCGAAUGCAGGGGAAUUACUGAGAUCAAGCGUCAUUCCGAAUACGUGAUCUCCUCCGAGAUCUACGCCCAGGAUCUUCGGAAGGAAGUCGGGAAGCUGGCGUACGAGGUUGAUUGGGUCGACCUUGCCCUGGAAGAGGCCAAAAAGGAUCAUCGGAAUGUCCGCAGUCGCGUCACGCAAUGGCAGGUAAAGGCUAAGGACGCCAAUGAGGAGGCGAGUGACCUGUUGGACCACUUUGAAAAAGCGAGCAAAACUUGGUGCUUGGGGACUCUUCCCAACCCCAGCUGUCACUAUAAGUUCAGCAGGAAGGCCGAAGACAAGAUCCGAGGGAUUCAGGAACACACUCGAAGCUGCAGUGCAUACACGAAAUUGGAGGACAUGUGCUCCAGCGCACGUCCUGGGUAUGUCAGUCCAACUCCGGCCAGGGAAGAGGGCACAGAUGUCGUUCAGUCAACCACCGCGAUCGAACCCCCUAUUUCUGCCUCGACUUCGAUUACUAUUAGGGACGAUAGCGUCUUCGAAUCUAGAGCUUUGAUGAUACAGAAAGUCAUGGACGCUCUUGCCAAUACCAGCAACAGUGUGGUUGGGAUUUACGGGAUGGGCGGAGUUGGCAAGUCCUGCCUUUUGGUGGAUGUCGAAAAGAGAAUAAGAAUAAGGGAAGACACCUCUUUCGAUUGGGUCGCUAGGGCCGACGUGUCGGAAAAUCCAGACAUCAAGAGGAUUCAAGGAGAGAUUGCGCACUGGUUGGGCCUUACUGACUUAGAGAAGCGAGACGAUGUCAGCUUGCGAGCGAACCUUCUGCGCUCGAGGUUGGAAAUGGAGGAGAGGGAGAAAAAGAAGGUGCUCAUAAUACUGGACAACCUGUGGGACAGGCUGGACUUGGACAAAGUCGGCAUUCCUUGCGGACCUGACAACAAAGCUAGAGGAUGCAAGUUGUUGUUAACGGCAAGAGAUCAACGUGUUUUGCGAAGGGAAAUGCGCUGUGACAGCGCCUUCCUCCUUCGUGAGCUGGAAAACGUAGAGGCAAAGAGAUUGUUUGAGAAGAUGGUGGGAGGCAAAGUACCAGUUGAGUUGGAACCCUUGGUGGAGGAAGCAGUCCGCAUAUCUGCAGGUUUGCCUUUCCUAAUUGUCGCGAUAUCAAAACUUUUUAUAGACACUAGUUACUCUGAAUGUGACUAUGCUUUGAAACAAAUCUGGAGCGAAGAUACUGGUAAUGUGAUAACUAGCACGCUGCAACUUAGUUGUUAUGGUCGUAUAAGCGAGGAGGCCAAGUCAUUGUUACGACUUUGUGUUGCUUAUGGCGUCUCUAAGCCAUCUCUCGAGGACUUGGCGAGGUACGGCUUCGGUUUGAGGAUAUUUCGAGGAGUUAGCAGCGUGCAAGAAGCUAGAGUUAGGUUGGGCUCACUGAUCCAUACUCUGCAAGCCUCCUCCCUUUUAUUAGACGGUGAAGAAGACGCCGGUGGUUUUAAGAUUCAUGAUUUGGUUCGUGAGUUUGUUGCCUCGUUUGCCUCAACAAAUCGCCCUCUUCUUGUUUUGAAAGAUCAACAUAAGUGGGAAACAGCAUUGUUAGAGGACAGGCUCAAAAUUUGCGAGGCGAUAUGCUUUCCCUACGUCGACUUGGAGGAGCUUCCCAAAGAAUUAAUCUGUCCGGAAUUGCGGAUCUUUUUGCUGCUUGAAAACAAAAGAUCUCUUGAGAUCUCGGAUUCGUAUUUCAACUCUAUGAAGAAUCUCAUGGCCUUAGAUCUUAGGGGAAUACGUCUCAGUCGUUCGCCUUCGCCGUUUCAAUUCAUGGAGAACUUACACACUUUGUGUGUCGAUAAUUGUUCAGUAGAGGAUGUGUCCGUUCUUGGCAAGCUAAAAGGCCUCCAAAUUCUCAGCCUUCAGCAAUCGGACAUUCAGCAAUUGCCGAAAGAAAUAGGGCAACUAGUAGAGCUGAGGUUGUUAGAUUUGGAUUAUUGUUCAAAACUACAGAUAAUUGAACCGGGUGUCCUUGGAAGGUUGACCAAAUUGGAGGAGUUGUAUAUGAAGGAUAGCUUUGAUCGAUGGAGUGCUGGGGAGCAAACUCCAGCAACUAAUGCCGGUCUUAUUGAAUUGAAUAACAUGAAGAAUCUCCGCACUCUGCAUGUAUCCAUUCGCAAUCCAAGUGCGCUCCCAAGGGAUCUAGAUGUUGAGAAGUUAACCGAGUACAAAAUCCGAAUAGGUGAUGUACGGGGCUGGGGAGACUACAAAGGAUCGAGGAUGUUGGAGCUCAACUUGGAUGGAACAAGCGAUGUUCUUCGAAAAGAAUGCUUUCAAAGUAUCUUGGCCAAAGCUGACAAUUUGUAUUUGUACGAGGUGGACAGAACUGAGAAAAGUAUUUCCGCAUUAUCCUCGGAAGGUUUUCCAAAAUUAAAGCAUAUACAGGUGGAGGAUAGUCCUUCCUUCCGUUGCAUCCUCGAACGGUCUUCCCUUCCUACUUUUGAGGCGUUGGAGACGCUACUUCUCAAUAAUCUCGUCAACUUGGAGAAGAUAUUAUGCACCAAAAAUAUCUCCAUCGGGUCCUUCAGCACAUUAAAAGUAGUACGGGUUAAGGGAUGCGACAAGAUAGAGGUUCUUUUUCCUCGUUCGGUGGUGAGAGAACUUCCACAGCUAGAAGAGAUCGAAGUCGUCGGUUGCAAGUUAAUGCGGGGGAUUGUAGAAGCUGAUGGUGAUCGUGGCAAAUUUGAGUUGCCUAAGUUGCGGGUAUUGAAAUUGUAUUGGUUGCCAAAUAUCGAGAAUUUUAUCACCACCGGGUCGUCUCCCUCGAGGAGUACAUCAGACGACCAAAUUGGCACUCAAAUUGCAUUCUUCAACGAACAACAGACAUUAGACGUUCAUGGCUUGGACAAUCACGGGUUUAUGUUUUCCCCAUCCAUGGUUAAAUCUCUCGCAAAACCGAGAAAGCUAAGUAUAUGGAGAUGCGAGAAGAUGGAGGCGAUCAUUACGGAGGAAGAAGGAUUCGGAGUGGAAAUAUCAGAAACUCUGGCAUUUCCUAUGUUAGCCUAUUUAUCCUUACAAUAUUUGAAAAGUUUAAAGUGCUUCUCUCACGGUUCACGAGAAGCUCGAAGUCAAGACAACGUCCAAUCACGCCGUCUUGCACUCUUCAAUCGAGAGGUUUCAUUUCCAUUCUUGGAGUCCUUGACAAUAGAACGGCUUCCCAAUUUAAAUGAGAUAUGGAGCGAUGAAUCUCCACUAGAGUCGAGCAAUCUCCGAUCUCUCAAAGUGGUGCGGUGCGAUUCUCUCUCAAAGGUUAUCAGCUCCAGAUCGUUGGUAAAGCUCCACAAGUUGCAAACUUUAAGUAUCAAUGAUUGCAGUUUGGUGCAAGAAAUUUUUUACCUUGAAGGACCAAGCGCCAAUGGAGAUGUUGAGACUCUGUCAGAGUUAACCACCUUGGAAUUGAAUAAGUUGGGGAGCUUGAGGUGCAUAUGGAACAAGAAUCCUAGUGGAAUAGUGAGUUUCCAUAAAUUAAAGAAGUUUGAGUUGGAUGGCCAUGACAACCUCGAGUUUAUAUUUUUUCCAUCCAUGGUGAAAUCUCUCGCACAACUGAGAGAUCUAACGGUAUCAAAUUGCGAAAUGAUGGAGACGAUCAUCGCGGAGGAAGAAGGGCUGGGAAUGGAAAUAUCAAAAACUUCGGCAUUCUCAAUGUUAACCAAUUUACGCUUAAGUUGUUUGGAAAGCUUGAAGUGCUUCUCUCGCAGAAAGUGUUCACGAGAAACUCAAAGUCCGAACCGCGUCAAAUCAUGUUGCUCUACACUCUUCAGUCAAGAGGCAAUUGAAAAAACAAUUGAGAGGAAAGCGAGCAGUAAGGUUCAAGAGUUCGGAGGAAGCCUUACUCUCUCUUAA
Messenger RNA from Rhodamnia argentea, 4254 nucleotides. Its product is annotated as probable disease resistance protein At4g27220. Bases 1 to 4254 code for a protein of 1417 amino acids. The transcript is spliced from 7 exons. Gene Ontology annotation, molecular function: ADP binding. The record is from RefSeq and is a predicted model, not a curated record. NCBI's taxonomy places the organism in Eukaryota, Viridiplantae, Streptophyta, Magnoliopsida, Myrtales, Myrtaceae.